Messenger RNA from Cokeromyces recurvatus, 557 nucleotides. Its product is annotated as Molybdopterin biosynthesis MoaE. The transcript has 2 exons. NCBI's taxonomy places the organism in Eukaryota, Fungi, Mucoromycota, Mucoromycetes, Mucorales, Mucoraceae. The record is from RefSeq and is a predicted model, not a curated record. Bases 53 to 484 code for a protein of 143 amino acids. Gene Ontology annotation, biological process: Mo-molybdopterin cofactor biosynthetic process. Gene Ontology annotation, cellular component: cytosol.
UUUUGUUUGUUUUUAUUUUUAUUUUAUUUUAUUAUUAAAGCUGAAAAAAAAAAUGAAAAAUAUUGUUGAAAUUUCAAGUGAGCCAUUACCGUCAUUAGAUGAGAUUACUAGUUUAGUACAAGAUGAUAGAGCAGGAGCCAUAACUACAUUUUCAGGCACCACUAGAAAUGUAUUUGAAGAUAAGACUGUGGUUGAAUUAGAAUAUGAAGCAUAUAUACCUAUGGCGAAAAAGAUAUUAAUGGAGUUAAUUGAAGAAGCGCGUAAUAAGUGGAAUUUAUUACAUGUAGCUAUUUAUCAUAGAACGGGAAUUGUGCCAGUUGGUAAAGUGAGUGUGGUAGUUGCUACUUCCUCAAAACAUAGAGCAGAUUCAAUGGAUUCAGCACGUUAUCUUAUUGAUGAAUUAAAGGAUAGAUGUCCAAUUUGGAAGCGAGAAGUUUACGAAGAUGGAAGUGUAUGGAAAGGUGCAUGUAAUAAAAAACAUUAAUAAAGUUUCAUUAUAUCAAAGUUAAGCUUUUGCAAAUGUUUGUUAAGUUUAAGCCCAGACAUUAUCAUUAUCA